AUGCAUUCAAAUCUUCUCCCAGGUUUGACCAGUGCCGCGACGCUACUUGGCCUUGCUCAAGGCCAGAGCCAGCCGUAUCAUGACUGGGCAAAAGCAUACGAGGCAGCAGAAGCACUUGUUUCACCCUGGACGACGGAACAGCAGGCUAAUAUUUCUGUGCGGUAUGGUACUGCUCCAGGCUUUGUGCCAUUUGAGCCUAGUGAUGGACCUACCGGUGUGUCUGGAGGGCAAGGUGUUUCUGGCUGGGUAGGAGGUCAGACGAUAGCCAGUUCCUGGAAUCGGACUCUGCUUGCGGACCACUAUGGACGUAUGGCCGUUGAGUUCCGAGAGAAAGGCUAUAACAUGCUCUUGGGACCCUCUACAGGGCCGCUUGGCAGAAGUCCAUUGGGAUCGAAGCUCUGGGAAGGAUUGGGCUCCGAUCCGUACCUUAACGGUAAAUUGUUUGGUGUCAGUGUGGCAGCUAUUCAGGAACAAAAUAUGAUCUCUUGCGGCAAGCACUACCUGGCAAAUGAACAAGAGACCAAUCGAACGUCCUACGGCAGCGAUGAUCCCGCUAUGCGGACAUCCAGCAACUUAGACGACAGGACCCUGCAUGAGCUGUAUCUCUGGCCUUGGAUUGAUGGCGUCGCUAAUGGAAUGGGAUCUGUCAUGUGCGUCAUGAACCGCGUCAAUGGGAUCAUUGGCUGUGAGAACGAUCACAUCAUGAAUGGCGUGCUUAAGAAUGAGACGGGGUUCAAAGGGUUCAUUGUCCCUGAUGUCACCGCGCCUCUGGACAAAACUGCAGGCCUUAAUGGCGGACUUGACUGGAACUCGGGUUACUCGCUCUCUCAGCUCAUGGCUGCCGUCAACAACGGAAGUAUCUCGGAAAGUGUCGUGAACGACCACGCGCUGAGGAUUGUCGCAACGCAAUUGAACCUCUUGCUACCUCCAGAGGAAUACGCAUCCACGGAUGAAACUACCGACCUCAACGUCCGAGACGCAGGGAGCAAAGACUUUAUCCGCCGAGCCGGGUCCGAAGCAAUCGUGCUACUCAAGAACAAGAACGGCACACUUCCCCUCAAGAGCCCCAAAUCACUCGGUAUCUUCGGCAAAGACGCAGCAAAUCUCGCUACAGGCCCAACUCCCCAAUCGGACUUCUCCAACUUUGCAGGCGACACCUAUGAUGGACAUCUUAUUACAGGAGGCGGCAGCUACUCGCCUGCUCCGUAUGUCGUGUCUCCGCUAGAUGCUCUGACUGCAAGAGCAGCCGAGGGCCAGGGAUUCGGCUACAAGUAUAUUCUGUCGGACAACUGGACGGUCACGCCCCCGGAGUCUACAGGCGAAGGGUUCUUUCAGACCUCUGGAGUUUCUGUGUCCGAGUAUGCAAGCGAGUCAGAGCACUGCCUUGUCUUUAUCAACGCCUUUGGCAAAGAAGGGUCAGACCGACGUACCCUGGCUGAUGAGACCGGCGACAAGCUGGUGAACGAUGUUGCGGAUUACUGCAGCAGCACAAUUGUGGUUAUGAACAAUGCCGGAGUUAGGCUCGUCGACGCUUGGAUUGAUCAUGAGAAUGUCACGGCUGUUCUGAAUGCCGGCGCUCUCGGCCAGGAAAGCGGCCACGCCAUCGCUGACGUCCUCUUCGGCGACGUUAACCCCUCGGCAAAACUUGUCUACACCAUCGCGAAAAGCGAAGACGACUAUAACGGUCAGAUCUGCGCGUGCUGUGAGUGCGAUUACACGGAGGGACUGUAUAUCGACUACCGCCAUUUCGAUCAGGCGGAGAUUGAGCCGCGCUUUGAGUUUGGUUUUGGACUGUCGUAUACGACCUUCUCCCACUCCAACCUGACAAUCACCCCCACCACAGACACAACAACCCUAGCUGCCUACGCCACGGGCAACGUUACAGAAGGCGGUCCCUCGGACCUUUUUGACCAGAUCCUUACCAUCACCGCGUCAGUAAGCAACACCGACGAUAUUGCUGGAGCAGAGAUAGCACAGCUUUACCUCUCCUUCCCCGACGCGGCAAAGGCACCCAUCCGGCAACUGCGGGGUUUUGAGAAGGUCUACCUUGAACCUGGUGUGACUAAGACCGUCACAUUCCCAAUCCAGAGAAGGGAUCUGAGUAUUUGGGAUGAGGAAGAGCAAGGAUGGAAGAUUGUUGGUGGUGACUAUGGGGUGCUUCUGGGCAAGAGUAGUCGGGAUUUCACUGCGGAGGGAUCGAUUGAGAUUUCGACGUUUAGGUAG
This is a messenger RNA of Aspergillus mulundensis, 2223 nucleotides long. RefSeq lists its product as uncharacterized. Gene Ontology annotation, biological process: glucan catabolic process. Gene Ontology annotation, molecular function: beta-glucosidase activity. The record is from RefSeq and is a predicted model, not a curated record. Lineage: Eukaryota; Fungi; Ascomycota; Eurotiomycetes; Eurotiales; Aspergillaceae. The coding region runs from base 1 to 2223 and encodes 740 amino acids. The transcript is spliced from 8 exons.